CAUACCCUCGGAGCAGCGUGGUGGGCACAACAAGCCCAGCGGUCGGUGAGCUCAGUCCUGCCGCUCCGCUGCAGUCCCUCCCUGGCACAGAGGACCCACACCGCACGGCUCCCGCACGGACGCAGAAAUGAGCUGGUCCUCCGCCGCACCACAUCGCACUGACGUGAGCGUGUGACGGCUCUUGUUGGCGGAGACACACACAGACACGGACAGCGGAGGACGUACCCGCCGGAGGACCUGACAUUCAGAGAGCGCUGUUUACAAACCCGCAGCCCGGACAGUCCCAACACGCAGCCCGGACCAUGGCGGAGAGGAGCGGCCGGCUCAGCUUCCCCGGGAGCGGGGCUCUGAACAGACCGGUGCCCAUGAACCUGUUCGCAACGUGGGAGAUAGACGGAUCCUCCCCGAACUGCAUCCCGAGAUUGUGCAGUUUGACUCUGAAGAAGCUGGUUGUGAUGAGGGAACUCGACAAGGAGCUGAUUUCGGUCGUCAUAGCGGUUAAAAUCCAGGGCUCCAAGCGGAUAUUGAGGUCCCAUGAGAUUGUGCUGCCCCCCAGUGGGUCUGUGGAGACUGAUCUGGCGCUCACCUUCUCACUGCAGUAUCCGCACUUCUUGAAACGGGAAGGAAACAAGCUGCAGAUCAUGCUCCAGAGGCGGAAACGAUACAAGAACCGAACCAUCUUAGGAUACAAGACUCUUGCCGUGGGCUCCAUCGAUAUGGCGGAGGUGAUGCAACACCCAACAGAGGGGGGCCAGGUUCUGCCUCUGUGCAGCAACCAGAAAGACAUGCUGGGCAAAGUGGCCGAGAUCUGGAUCUUCUCGUUGUCCAGUCAGCCAAUAGACCACGAGGACGCGGCCCUGCAGGGAGGACAGAAGAUCAAAUGCUCCGACAACUACUCGGAGGAGGAGUACGAGAGCUUCUCCUCGGAGCAGGAGGCCAGCGACGACGCCGUGCAGGGACAGGACCUUGAGGAUGACGAGUAUGACGUGAGGAAGCCAAAGAAGCAGAGGAGGUCGAUCGUGAGGACCCCCUCCAUCACCAGACAGCAGAACUUCAAGCAGCGAGUGGUGGCUCUCCUGAAGCGCUUCAGAGUUUCAGAUGAGGUGCUGGACUCGGAGCAGGACCCUGCAGAGCCGCCCCCUGAGGUGGAGGAGGAGGACCUGGACCUGGACAGCGUGGAGUUUGAGAACCCCAGCGACAGCGGCCCCGAGCUGGACGACGAUGACAGCGUCCUCAGCACACCAAAACCCAAACUCAAGCCAUAUUUCGAGGGCCUCUCUCUGUCCAGCUCUCAAACCGAGAUCGGCAGCAUCCACAGCAGCCGGAGCCACAGGGAGCCUCCCAGCCCGGUGAGUCCUAUUGACCCAGAUAAAACCAAGGGUGGCGGAGCCAAGUUUCCAGAUGAUGGUGUGUCCGACAACGUCUCCUUUGAGCAGCCAGAGGCAGUGACUCCGACCACAGAGCUGGAGAUGGACAACAUGGACACGUUUUUGGAGAGACUGCCACCAAGUGGCAAAAUGACCAAGACCGAGUCCCUCAUCAUUUCAUCCAACAGGUACAUUUGGCAGGAGCCAAAGCUGGCGGGGAGGCGAGGAAGGAGCACGUCGCUGAAGGAGCGCCAGCCCAGCAGGCCGCAGAACGAGAGGGCCAACAGCCUGGACAACGAGCGGUCCCUGGACACGCGGUGCCAACUACAGGUCGGAGGACAGAACUACAGGACAAACCAAAAACUACAUACUAUCCCACGAAAAACGGUGUACGACCAACUAAACCACAUCCUGGUGUCUGAUAACCAGCUCCCUGACAGCAUCAUCCUCAUCAACACGUCAGACUGGCAGGGCCAGUAUCUUUCAGAUAUGCUGCAAAACCACCAUCUUCCCGUGGUUUGCACUUGCACCACGGCCGACAUCCAAGCUGCGUUCAACACCAUCGUCUCCCGCAUACAAAGAUUUUGUAACUGUAACUCCCAGACGCCCAUUCCCAUAAAGAUAGCCGUGGCCGGAGCGCAGCACUACCUCAGUGCAGUGCUGAGGCUUUUUGUGGACCAUCUAUCCCACAAGACCCCAGACUGGCUCGGCUACAUGAGGUUCCUUAUCAUCCCUCUAGGUGCACAUCCAGUCUCCAAAUAUCUCGGUACUAUUGACUAUCGAUACAACAGUUUGUUCCAAGAUGCUGCCUGGAGGGACCUGUUUCACAAGCCAGAGGCUCCUGUUAUUGCCCAGGAGAACCUCGAUGUGGUGUCGCGGGUUACGCAGUACAUGGUGGGAGCUAACGGAGCUCACCAGCUCCCCAUCGCAGAGGCCAUGCUCACCUACAAGCAGAAAAGGAAAAAGAGCUUUCAUUUUGAUUUUGCAGUAAGCCCCGAUGAGGAUUCCUGUCAGAAAUUCAUCCCUUUCAUUGGGAUGGUGAAAGUUGGCAUCGUGGAGCAAACAUCUGCAACAUCAGGAGACUCCGACGAUGCAGCACCUCUGGGCUCCUCGCUGCUCUCCUCCACCCCUCCACAAGUGUCACCCGCCCUCAAGGAGGCGUCGCCCACGCCGCCGUCCUCUCCGUCAAUCAACACCAGCUUUUGUGCUUACAGCUCUAGUAGCCAGUCGGAGCUGAUGGGGCUUCAGGUGGACUACUGGGUGGCCCCGACAGAAAGGAAGAAAGACAUGGAGAAGCGGGACUCCUCCUCCAAAAACACUCUGAAGUGCAAUUUCCGCUCGCUGCAGGUCAGCCGGCUGCCACUGGGGGGCGCUGAGCCGAGCCCUCAGCCCACCAUGUCCAUGACAGUGGUGACCAAGGAGAAGAAUAAGAAGGUCAUGUUCCUGCCAAAAAAGAGCAAAGACAAGGAGGUGGAGUCAAAGAGUCAAGUGAUCGAGAGCAUCAGCCGCCUCAUCUGCACUGCCAAGCACCAGCAGACCAUGCUGAGAGUGCUGAUUGAUGGCGUCGAGUGGAACGAUGUCAAGUUUUUCCAGCUGGCGGCUCAGUGGUCCUCACACGUCAAACAUUUCCCCAUCGGGAUCUUUGGACACACAAAAGGCCCUUACUAGCAGCACCUAAAAAGAGACUGAGACAUGGAGGACAGCUCCCCCUUCCUUCCUUCCUUCCUUCCUUCCUUCCUUCCCUCCCUUCCUUGUUUCCCUCGUGCCAACACCUUUUAACCUCCUCUUCCCUUCCUCACCCUGCACAAACUCUUUUUCUGUUCUACCGUCUUAAUUUAAACUCCUGCUUUCCGCUGUUGCGUUCGUCCGAUUAUUUAAUCUUUUGCGUGUUUUUUUUUUUUUUUUAAUUUUCUAUUUAUGUAAAAACGUCUCUAGGCAAAGCUGCCAGGGGAAUAUUUCUUUUACUCGGCUUUUUAAAACAAAAAUCCUGCUGAUGUUUUAUAGCCUUUUGAGAAAAAAAAAAAAAAACUCAAAUUAAAUAUUAAUUAGAAAUGACUUCUAACCUUUAACGUAUUGAAUGAGUGCACAGGUUUUACUCUGCCGUCAUGUUUUUUUGUUUGUAUCCGGUGAGGUUGGUUUUAAGCACUUGGCCAGCACAAUUAAUCAAGACUAUAUUUAAAAAAAAAACAAGGCUAGCUGCCUUGUUAUGAAGUGGAACAAGACGAAAUUGUCAUAUUUUCUAACUACGGUGAAGAAAUUUUGGAUUUGCAACUUCUGAGACUGUCGAUUCAUCAUCUUAACCCAGAAGAAGAAAGAAAAAAAACGGCCUCAAAGAAGAAGAAGUCUAAUGUGCAAUAGACUGAAUACUGUGUGAAUGAGAUUCUGAAUUAACCUGGCACUGUUAGAAGAUUACACACUGCUCUUAGUUGUGAUUUUCACUUAACGUAUCCCUUCUUCCCUUCGUUCCUUUCUACUCCCGAGAUGUUGGCUAAAGGUUCAAGAGUUUUUCUCCAAAAUUUAAUGAAAAAAAAAAAAAAAAGGUCAAGAUGAAAUCAAACACACAGGCUUUUAAAAAUGAUUAAUAGCACAAAAUUAACCUAAAGGAAUAUAUUGAUAUUUUUGGGAAAUGCACUUGUUUGCUUAGUUGUUGAGACGAGAAGACUGGUACUACUCUCAUAUGCCUAUGCUACAGAUAGACAGUAGUUAGCUUAGCAUAAUACUUUAGCCUAGCUUCCUCUGAGGCUAACAAAAUGUUCUUCCAGUACAUCGAAAGCCCACUGAUUAAAAUACAGUAUUAUUUAUUGUUUGUUCAGUCUGUACAAAAACUUCUUUACCAGUGUUUGUGCUAAGCUAAGCUAACCAGCCGCUAGCUGAAGCUUCUGGGGCUCAUUCCACACUUUCUAUGAAGUACUUUCAAGCUUACUAAACAUUUAGAUGUAUGUUUGUUGAAGCUCACGUUUUAGCAUGUGUUGUGUACUGGCCAGUAAAACAGUAUGAGCCAAGGUGUUGUUGGACGAGUACGUGUACUUGGCUACAUGAGGUGUGAAAUCUGGCUAAAAAGUAGUACUUGUACCACUGACACUGAACAUUUCUUGACUCCAAAUAUUGUUCGAUCUGCUCUCUAAAUUUAUAAUGGGUUGUAAUGGGGCCUGUGUUCUUUGUGGGCUGCCCUCAGUUAUUGGUUUGGACUUAGUUAUUGGCAUAGCUCAGUCAUGUAUUUGAGCUAUUGCUAGUUAACUUACUGUUUGUAAAGUAAAACAUUUCAUUGGCAAUUUUCUGACCUGAAGACUCAACGCAGUCAAAAUACAUGUCCUGGAACCGUAUAAAUAUAGAUUUUCUUAUGUAUCUUGCUCAUGUUAUACCAAGUACAGUGGACAUGUAUUUUCUUGGCAUUGUGUCGUUGGGUAUUUAAACCUGGUGGUCCUCAGUAGGUUUUGCUUUAUAGGGCUAUUUCACAGUGUUUUUGUUAUCCCCAAAAAGGGGCGGAGCCAACAAUUAAUUUGACAAUCUGAUCUCAGAGAGAUUAUUGUAGAGCUAUGAGAGUAGCACUUGACUGACUGGGCCAGCGUAGCUCAGUCAUCUAUUUGAGCUAUUGCUAGGUAGCAUACUAUUUAUAAAGUAAAAGUAAAACAUUUCAUUGGCAGUUUUCUGACUUGAAGACUCAAUACGGUAAAAAUACAUGUCAGACACCUAUUAAGUGAGUGUUAUUUCACUAGAUUAAUGUUAGAAGACUCCUUUUUUUGUACUGCUAUUUUACAGUGUUUUUGUUUUUCCCCAAAAGGGGCGGAGCCAACACUCUGUUCUACGCAUCACAAUUAAUUUGACCUAAUCUCAAAGAUAUUAUUGUAGAGUUAUGAGAGUGGCAUCUAUAUUUUCAUUUUAGCGACCAAGAAAGCAAACAAGUGCGUCUCCCAAAAUGACGAAAAGGUUCCUUUAAGUUUGGUUUAUGAAAUGAGACUAAUUGUACAUAGUGCACUCUCUGUAUUAAGCAAUCAGCUUGUUGUUUUUUUCCUCGACGAAAGAUAUUUAGAAAGAACUCUUCCUCCUUAAGCCCCACACUCCUCCGACACACUCCAUAUCUUUGCUCGAAGCAAAUGUUACUUUUUGCCAAAGGAAAUACUCAUCAGCUGCAGCUCACUCGUUACCUGUGUGGUAUUAUAGAAGACUCAUAAUGUAGAGGUGAAUGUAUUGAAGGUACCUUAAUGUAAAGCACUUUUAAAUGUUUGUCUAUUAUAGAUUAGUGUGUUAAACUUGGGAACCUGCAGGUACGACCGGCUUUCUGCCAUUUUAUCUGAGCGGGACAACAGCACAAGCAGGCAUAGUUUUUCCGCGAAGUAAACCAAGUAUCUGUGUCUCCUCGGUGCUUACGCUGAGUGUGAGGCCUCAUUGGACUGUUUUAGAUUUUAGUUUUAAGAUUCUGUGAGCUUAGAACGUGUAUGUGAUGUUAACAUUUCAAAAAGAAAAAAAGAAAAGUUUUGCCAGUAUAUCUUGCUCCAUCUUUAGUUGACUGUUAAGCAUAAAACAAAAAAACAAAAAAGAAGAACAAGAAGCAUUUCGCUUAUAAAUUUUUUUCUUUCGGGAGCAGUUUUGAUCAUAACCUUUGCCAAUUUCUUGAUAAGUGCCUAAAUUGCUUAAUUUUGACAAAUCAGUAAACAUCCCUGGUUAAAAAUGGUGCUGAUUCUGGUCCGACAACAAGAUAUCUCAAUACAGCGCGUUGAUUUUGCAACACAACCGCGUGCAGUCAAGCCUGUUCAGUGGCAGGAGGGGGAAAGGACACUCCGGCCAGUUGGCUCUCAAUAAUUAAAAGAUGCCCAUUCAUGUUGAGCACAUGUUUGUUUCUCUGUGUAGAAGACGUUUUAGAUGUUUUUGCUUUUUCAUGUUGUCUCAGAACAGGCUUGUUGAAACCGAAAGUUCCCUAAAGACUACCACUGUAAUCCCAAAAAACUGGGAGUAAUAAAACUACUAUACACACUAAAAUGUA
This is a messenger RNA of Mugil cephalus (flathead mullet), 6348 nucleotides long. It is a transcript of the gene pacs2, whose product is annotated as phosphofurin acidic cluster sorting protein 2. NCBI's taxonomy places the organism in Eukaryota, Metazoa, Chordata, Actinopteri, Mugiliformes, Mugilidae. The record is from RefSeq and is a predicted model, not a curated record. Gene Ontology annotation, molecular function: transmembrane transporter binding. Bases 303 to 3035 code for a protein of 910 amino acids. The transcript has 25 exons. Gene Ontology annotation, biological process: protein localization to plasma membrane.